Molecule: messenger RNA, 468 nt
Organism: Fraxinus pennsylvanica
Lineage: Eukaryota; Viridiplantae; Streptophyta; Magnoliopsida; Lamiales; Oleaceae
Source: the annotation of a GenBank genome assembly
AUGUGCGUUGCACCAAUUGAUCAUCAAAGGUGCAGUACAACUUCUCUGCACAAUCACAUGAACUUGGUGUUGUAUGACAUCUCUGCAUCGCUGUCACCUCGCGCUCCUGUACCACAUCUAAGAUCUGAAGCUAGAAUUGUGUCCAUGAUCUCAUAUCUAAACAAUAUUUCGUCCAAAGCCAAAGCUCAGAUUUUUGUGUGGCGCUUAGUUCGAGCCCUUGCAGCCAGUUCACUGUCAGAAGUGAAAUGGCCAAAAGUGAAAUGGUCAGUCACCCCCCAACAGUCAUUGCAUGUCACUGUGAAGGUAAAGGCUGGAAAUUCCGCGCUGACAGUAAUCUUGAAUCGAAAUUCUUGGGGAGAUCAGUUCAACUCGAUCCCGUUGAAUCCUUUAGAGUUUGAUGAGGGAGAGAUCUUGAAGUGGAGAAAGGUGUGCAGUGCAAAUAUUUAUACACAAGCAGUUCGUGUAUAG